AUGGCCAUCGAAACCCUUCCCAACCAGAAGACGCUCAAAGAAGCAUUCGAGCACGAGAUCUACUCCUCCGAUGGCACUCCCCUGCUGUUCGGCUCACUCUUCGACCACUGCAGCGACAAUGACCAACGAAACCAGAGAAGAGUACUGGUAAUUUUCAUCCGUCACUUCUUCUGUGGCAACUGUCAAGAAUAUAUCCGUCGACUAUCCUCGCCAGAAUCACCAUUCCAUCCCUCUCACCGGCCUAUUUCCACCGCCCCAGCUACAGCCAACUUCUCCAAACCGGUCUCUCGUUCACUCCCAAGGGUAAUCAUCAUCGGACCUGGUCUGCCCACCUUGAUCUCUUCCUACACCGCCCUGACGCAAUGUCUGUAUCCUGUCUAUGCUGACCCGUCAACACGACUCUACGAUAUCCUAGGCAUGCACAGGACACUGUCACUGGGCCAGAAAGCACCCGGCUAUAUCCAACACUCUCUCAUGAGCGGCGCUAUGAAAUCGGCAUGGCAAAUCGUCAGACGUGUUGGCAGCGGGGAUGCCAUGGGUGGAGGUGAUUGGAAUGUUAAUGGGGGAGAAUUCCUCUUCGUGCAACCAGAUUCAUAUCAUGGUGGUGGCGGCUCGAAAUCAAAUUCCCCGUGGAUGACAUCGAAGGGACAGGCCUCUUCCUUAGGCAGAGGAGCCUCGACGCCGUCAGCGCCGGGAUCUUCCACCGUAUCUAGGUGGGAGAUAUCCUGGUGCCACCGAAUGCUCAACUCCCGCGAUCACACCGAACUCGUCGAUUUACAAUACCACACGUGCCUCACAUCGGCAACUUCGCGAGGAAUUUCACGAGCAAAUUCACCCCCCAAAUCAAUUCUUGUGAACAAACACCAUUCUCACUCAAGCCCCGUUCCUACUGAAAUGCGAAGCUACUCCAGCGAAUGUUUGGGUUCCUGUCCAGGGCCAGAUGUUCCCAAAACUCGCGACGAAGUCUGGCGACACCACCAACAAAAUCAACUACAGAGCUCACAAUCAAAAUCGACAUCUCACCGGAGAUCAAGAUCACAGAGGACCAGCUCGGGCUCUCACGUUGACAUUACGCACCAUCGAACACGAUUCAAUCCCUCGUGCUCCGAAUCGCGGGCCUCAAAUUCGCUCUUCCACACGUUUCACGACUCAGUUUCCGAGGAAGGCGAAACUCAGCCUCGUAAAAGUUUAACGUCCAAUUUGGCCGACAGAGUUGGUGUGCUCGUGCGCUCGAAAUCGCUCUCGGAUAGAUCGACUUCCAUUUCAGCUAUACCUAUGGCUUCUCGGGUCUCGACGUCGAGAUCUGAAAUCCGCCCUGGAGCGACUGUGGAGGCCAAUAGCCAGCAGAACAACACAAGGAGAUCGAUCACGGGUAUAUUGAGGUCGGGCUCUAAGUCCAAGUCGCAGCGCAAAGAUCGUCCUCGUUCGCUCCCCUCUCACUCUCGACACAACUCGGCCGCAAAAUCCAACUUACGAUCCACCUCCCCUCCUAAAGUUCAUUCCCAUUCGCGGACUGACUCGAAAAGGAAGUCCCAUUCCCGCACCCGAACGUUCUCAUUCUCCAAGCCGAGUGUAAGAAAAAGCACGAUCGAGAUGGAUGAGAAUGGUAUUAUGCUCGUGGACGGGGUCGAGUUUGUUAAUGUCAUCUCCGUAAAAGCAAGAGUGGAUAGCGGACUUGGGUUGGGACAUUCCGCUGAUUAUGGCCAUGGAGAUGCGAGGCCGGUGCUACCUGCAGAGACCUAG
Messenger RNA from Rhinocladiella mackenziei CBS 650.93, 1743 nucleotides. RefSeq lists its product as uncharacterized. The record is from RefSeq and is a predicted model, not a curated record. NCBI's taxonomy places the organism in Eukaryota, Fungi, Ascomycota, Eurotiomycetes, Chaetothyriales, Herpotrichiellaceae. The transcript has a single exon. The coding region runs from base 1 to 1743 and encodes 580 amino acids.